This is a messenger RNA of Ornithorhynchus anatinus (platypus), 1773 nucleotides long. Its product is annotated as E3 ubiquitin-protein ligase RNF220-like. Gene Ontology annotation, molecular function: metal ion binding; ubiquitin protein ligase activity. NCBI's taxonomy places the organism in Eukaryota, Metazoa, Chordata, Mammalia, Monotremata, Ornithorhynchidae. Bases 1 to 1503 code for a protein of 500 amino acids. Gene Ontology annotation, biological process: protein ubiquitination. The transcript is spliced from 12 exons. The record is from RefSeq and is a predicted model, not a curated record.
AUGGACAAUUCCUCAGGCCUCCUGAAUCCACUGGCUUCCCCGGCCCUCCUGGUCAUGGCUUCAUCCUCAGAAGCGCCCCGGGGCCCCAGUCCCCCUUGCCCACAGCCACAUCCCUUCGGGGUGCCUUUGAACCUGGACAAGCCAGCCCAGGUGCCCUUCCUGGGGACCGGCUACUCCCUCAUGUACUCACCCCCCGAGCACCCAGGCCGAGAGUACCCAUCCCCAUUGCUGCCCCUGACCUUUGGGCCCCCUAGCCUAGAGCAGGCAGCAGUGGGCAUGCUGGGCUAUGGCGCUCUGUACCCUUUCACCCCGUUCCCCCUACCUGAGGAACUGGGCAGCUUCCUGGGAGCCAAGCAGCUCAAGAGCCGGUACCUGGUGCUGGAGAAGGACCUGAAGGAUCAGAGGGAUCAUGGAGAGAGGGAGCCAGGGCCAGGCUUGAAACGACGCGGCUUGGGGCCGGGACUCCUGAGGGGACGUUCCUUCCACAACCACUGCCUAAAUUCCCCCUUCGCUCUAAGGGGACCGGAUUCUGGAUGGGCGGGGGGAGAAGGAAGGGUCAGGAAAGUACACCGUCGCCAUCACUUCGCUCUCAGGCUGCUUUCCUCUGAGAGCGGGCAGCUCAGCGCAGGAGACAAGAAAUUGGAUGGCUUCCCCUGGCGCUGCCCGUUGUGCCAGCAUGAGCUGCUCGGUAGGCACCUAGAGGCGCACCUGCAGUAUGAGAUGGAGGGUCUCACCCGCCUCCUGGACAGGGAGGCAGAACCAGCCUCAGGGGAGGAUGCUCCCGGCCUGUCCCAGGCUUCCCCCGGGGCAGAGGACGGAAGGCCUGCGUCCCCUUACGGUGCUCAGCCGAUCUACGGAGGUGGACACAAAGAGGACAGACAGCAGACCUUCUUACAAGUCAAGUCCAACCGGGAGGCUCGUUUGGGAGCCCGAGUCAGCCGAUGCAAGCGAAUAAGAUCCAGCCUGGAUGAACAGCUGGAGUGCCCACUGCCUAGGGGUUCCAGGGCAGGUGAGGCAGAGGAUGAACUUUCGGAGGGCAGCCGCUGUGGGGACGAUGAGUACCAGGCCCUAGGGAAGAGUUUCCUGGGCAUGAAAGCUGGCAGACUACAGGCCACACCCUGCAGCAGCUCAAGCCGGGACAGCGAUGGGGAUCUGGACUCAGAGGGCGAGGACGACCCCCCAAAGUAUCCUCUCUGCCCACCGGCACCCAAAGAUCCCCUUGGGAGGGAGGAAGGAGCUGGUGGGAAGGCCGACGACCAGGCCCCUCUCUCCUCCCUGGAGAUACUGCAAGCCCGGGUCCAGGAGCUGACCCAUCGGCUGCUCCGCACAGGUGCUUACAAGUGCCACAUCUGCCUGGAUUCCUAUUCCAUGCCCCUGGCCUCCAUCCAGUGCUGGCACAUCCACUGUGAGCUCUGCUGGCUCCGUACUCUGGGCUCCAAGAAGCUAUGUCCUCAGUGUAACACUAUCACCUCCCCUGCGGACCUCCGUCGCGUGUACUUGUGACCUCCUCAGCUCUCCUCAGCCACCUGCAGAGGACACAGGGAGAAGAUGGGGUGCUGGGGAUGGAGGGUGGAAUUCCCCUGCUCCCCUGGCUCUCUCGAACCUACAGGAUGGUGUGUGAAGCCACAGCUGAGAGUUGAUGCCCCAGUGGCUCCUCUCCUUCCUCUGUAAUUCCAGGAUCCCCACGUGUGACAGGUUUUCAGCUUUCCCAUUCCUUCCAUCCCUCCCCUGCUCCAUUUUUGCCAUCCAAUAAAAAGGGUUCAGUGUAGUACA